UUUUGAGAUAUACAUAUAAUGUUGUUAUAUGCUUAUAUUGUUGUUUCUGUUGUUCAAAUGAAGCGAAAAUGUUGCAAAAUCUAGCGAAAGUUUCAAUAACAGAACAAACAAAAUUCAUAAAAUCAUUCGAUCAUGUUUUUUGUGAUAUAGAUGGGGUGAUUUGGCUGGCAUGCAAGGCUAUACCGGGAGCUCCCGAGUGUGUCGACACUUUGAAGGAAAUCGGCAAAAAAGUCACUUUUAUCACCAAUUACGGAGCCAGUAGCACAGCAGAACUGUACCGCUUGCUCAGAGAAAUCAAAGUCUCAGCUGAGCUCGACGACAUAGUCAAUCCGUUGUUGGCGAUGAUUCUUCAUCUGAAGAAAAUCAAAUUCGACAAAGAGAUAUUCGCCAUUGGAACUGCCGAAUUUAAAGACGAACUGAAAAGGUCCGGUUUCAAAUUGGCGCCUGAUCCCCCUCAAUUUAUGGAGGAAACGAUACCAAAUCUACUAUCUAAUAUGGCGGACGAUGAAAAAGUUGGAGCGGUGGUAUUCGAUUACGACAUUAAUUUGACUAUACUGAAGUUGCAAAAAAGUUUGACAUACCUGAAGAGAAAAGAUUGCCUCUUUAUGAUUGGUGGGGCGGAGAAGUCAACUCCAUUUGGAAAUGAGGGUCCCUUAGUUGGGAAUUACUAUUUUUACAUGUGCUUGAAAGAAAUUAGUGGUAGAGAACCUAUCCAAAUGGCCAAACCCUCAAUACACUACGUUGAUUUGGUGACAGAAAAAUUCCAUGUAAAAAAGCCCGGAAGAAUAUUGUACAUAGGAGACAACAUCGAGGAAGAUAUGGGUUUUGCAAUGACAGCAGGCUAUGAAAAAUUGUUGGUCUUAACUGGAACAACAAAGAAUGAACAUCUACUCGAUUGGAAAUAUCCGGAAAAUUUGAAACCUCAGUAUUAUGUAGAAAGUUUAGGUGCCUUAAAUGACAUUAUCAAGUUGUGUAAUAUAUCGAAAAUAUCCAAAGAUUAAAUUGAUUGUUUGAUUUGAAAAAUCAGUACUUAGUUAU
Messenger RNA from Phaedon cochleariae (mustard beetle), 1038 nucleotides. The record is from the annotation of a GenBank genome assembly. Lineage: Eukaryota; Metazoa; Arthropoda; Insecta; Coleoptera; Chrysomelidae.